This is a messenger RNA of Peniophora sp. CBMAI 1063, 1017 nucleotides long. The record is from the annotation of a GenBank genome assembly. Lineage: Eukaryota; Fungi; Basidiomycota; Agaricomycetes; Russulales; Peniophoraceae.
AUGGCUGAUAAGUAUGAAAACUUGCUAGACACUCUUUUGAGCUCAUCUGCUGCGAUCUCCGAGCGCAAUGACUCUGCGUUACUGGAGCCGUUCACAUACCUUACCAACAUGCCCGGCAAGGAUAUACGCGGGGCUAUGAUAUCUGCGUUCAAUAUCUGGCUCGCGGUACCAGAAGAGAAGCUUCAGGUCAUCAGGCGCGUGAUUGGGAUGCUUCAUAACGCCAGUCUUCUUGUCGAUGAUAUUGAGGACGACUCUCAGCUUCGACGUGGCCAGCCAGUCGCUCACAAGAUCUAUGGCAUUCCGCAGACGAUCAACUGUGCGAACUAUGUCUACUUCCUCGCAUACAAGGAGCUCUUUGCCCUACGGCCUACCUCUGGCCGUAAGACACCAGAUGCGCCACAACCACCGCAACGGCUUUAUUCGGACGCAGAUCUCGAUAAGAUCGUAACGGACGAAUUGCUAAACCUGCACCGCGGUCAGGGCCAAGAACUCGUAUGGCGAGACUCGCUCAGCUGUCCGACAGAGGAGGAAUACCUGUCAAUGGUCAAUAACAAGACCGGCGGCCUCUUCCGCGUCGCUGUCAAACUCAUGAUGACCUGUGCAACGACGAAUACAACAAUCGAUUAUGUACCGCUUGUCGACCUGAUCGGCGUACUCUUCCAAAUCAGGGACGAUUACAUGAACUUGCAGGCAGACGAGUACGCGACGAACAAGGGCUUCGCUGAAGACUUGACCGAGGGGAAGUUCUCUUUUCCGAUUGUUCAUGGCGUGCGCGCAAACCCCGGCGACCGCCAACUCCUCAAUAUCCUGCAGAAGCGCCCAUCCACCCCGACUCUGAAGACGCACGCUAUCAAGUACCUACGAGAAAAGACGAAGUCGUUCGACUAUACGCUCAAUGUACUGCGUGUCAUCGAGAAGCAGACCCGCGACGAGCUUGCACGGCUCGGCGGCAACCCUCGUUUGGAGGCCAUUCUCGACAUGUUGCACGUCAAACAACCUUCAGAACAGGAACCCUGA